AAUAUCCCCCGCCCAAUUCCCAUUUCAUCUCUCCCACACAUUCCAGAAAGUGAUCUCUCCCUUCCUAAGCGACACACAUGUUCCACUAUUAUCAGUCACAGUAGUCUUACAAACACCACAACAACGUACAAGUCCAAAAACCAAUCAACCUAGCUAAGAUCAUCGUAUUCAUCUGAACUGAAGCAAUGAUGAAGGCUCUCUCACUUCCCUCCACCUCCUCACUCCUCCCUGAUCAAACAAUCAUAUCAAACUCUACUCGCAGAUGUAGAGUUGUUCCGAUGAUGGCGAGAUCUCAAUUUCGGGUACCCCAGAGAAGAAACUUGGGUGGUACCUACAAAACUCCCAACUUCAGUUGGAUGGCAGCAGUUGGAGAGAAGGUGGAGUCCACAACUAUGCCAGCUUCUGUGCCGGUCCGAGUGGCACAUGAGCUUCUCCAGGCUGGCCACCGUUACUUAGAUGUCAGGACUCCCGAAGAGUUUAUGGCUGGUCACGCUACCGGAGCCAUAAACAUUCCUUACAUGUUCAAAGUUGGAUCAGGCAUGUCAAAGAACCCCAGGUUUUUAGAGGAAGUGCUGGAACAUUUUGGAAAGGAUGAUGAAAUUAUUGUUGGGUGCCAAUUAGGCAAGAGAUCACUUAUGGCUGCAAUUGAUCUUGUUUCUGCAGGUUUUACUGGAAUCACUGACAUAUCAGGUGGAUAUGCUGCCUGGACACAGAAUGGGCUUCCUACAGAGUCAUGAAGAGAUUAAAAUGAAGCAUUUUAUCUGAAUCUCUUCCCCUAAUCAUCAAUAAUAAAUUAAACCUACUGUAAAUACAAGCUAAAUAUGGCUCUGUAAAUUUUCUUUUUUUAACUGUCAAGUGGCUGGAUGAAAUAGUUUAUAUAUUCAGCUUGCCUGGCUUUAAUUUACUUUGCUUUCAAGUUGGGUAAAUGGGCAUGGUUGCACUUAUUGGCAUAUGCCCAUGUCUUCAAAUAUGAUUAUUCAAGUUAUAUGUAUUAUGGUUAUGUUGUACCAA
This is a messenger RNA of Ipomoea triloba (trilobed morning glory), 1011 nucleotides long. RefSeq names its product thiosulfate sulfurtransferase 16, chloroplastic-like. NCBI's taxonomy places the organism in Eukaryota, Viridiplantae, Streptophyta, Magnoliopsida, Solanales, Convolvulaceae. The transcript is spliced from 7 exons. The coding region runs from base 186 to 737 and encodes 183 amino acids. The record is from RefSeq and is a predicted model, not a curated record.